CUCGCAGAAAGUAGAGUGCAACAAAGAUACCAGAGAGGAGAAGAAGAACAGUUUUCUUAGCCUGAGAGCUGUUGGAUAUUUUGAGCUCCUGAACACUGGUGAAUAAAGUCUAUAGGCUACUAAAAGGAGCUAUCUGAUGACGAAGGUGCUGAUGGCCGGGUGAUAUUCUGCUUGGGAAUGUAAAAUAGAGAUAGAGAUACAAGAGAAAGAGUCCCGUGUGAAUCUGAAAUGGAAUCUCAGCCGCGCAAAAAAUUAUCCCAUUCAAUUGAAGAAAUUCUAAGGAAGCCCACAUGUGUCAGAAAAGAGAAAAGAGUUCAUCGUGACUGGUCUGUUAUCAAGGAGAACACCAGGACAUCCAACCAGCUCUCAUGUGCAGAAACUCCACAAAAUAGACUACUUGAAGAGACUCCAAAAGCCACCACGGGCUGCAUGAGUCAGAGGAAAAAGAGGCAAACGAGGGUCACUUUCACGCCGUUACAGGUGCAGGAGCUGGAGAAAGUCUUCCAGCAGUCUCACUACCCAGACGUCAACAGCAGAGACCAGUUAGCGUCCCGCCUGCACCUCACUGAGGGCCGAAUACAGAUUUGGUUUCAGAACCGCAGAGCCAAAUGGAGGAAGGCAGAAACAGUAAAGGAUAUAGAACUGAUGACCAGCCGGGACGUCCAGCCAGCCAAUCACCAGCUGCUUUAUUAUGAGCUCUCCCAAAAGCCCCCGCUGCAGGCAGGGUGCUGGCUGCCAUGCUGCUUACCCAAACCCCGUCAAUCAACGCUGUUCCUCAGGGCGACAUUCGCUCCGACACCCGCCUUGCUGACCAACACACAUUCCCCAGAUCCCAGGACUCUGUAUUUUGACCCGCUGGGGACAGACAGAUAGCAACUUCUGUACAAAUGAUGACACCAUUGUGUUAAAUCACAUGAGUAUCUGGUGAUAUACUGCAGACUACAAUCUCUAAACUAUGUUUGUGUAACAGUUUAAUGGAUGAGCUUUAACUGCCAGAUGUGUCGACUGUGUUGACAACUUGAAAAUAAAAUGAAUCUUAA
Messenger RNA from Perca flavescens (yellow perch), 1040 nucleotides. Its product is annotated as intestine-specific homeobox. Gene Ontology annotation, molecular function: DNA-binding transcription factor activity, RNA polymerase II-specific; RNA polymerase II transcription regulatory region sequence-specific DNA binding. The record is from RefSeq and is a predicted model, not a curated record. Gene Ontology annotation, biological process: regulation of transcription by RNA polymerase II. The coding region runs from base 229 to 873 and encodes 214 amino acids. NCBI's taxonomy places the organism in Eukaryota, Metazoa, Chordata, Actinopteri, Perciformes, Percidae. The transcript has 5 exons.